AUCUUGUACUCUUUUUCUUAUCCACAUCAUCAAUACCAUUACAGUCAUGACUGAAACGAUCGCCCCCACUCAAAUCAAGCACUUUAAGAAGCCUGAUGAUGCUGCAUUCAAAAAGGAAUUGGAAGCCAUCAAUGAACGUAUUGACAAGCUCAAAAAACAAAGUGAUGCUGUCAAGGAUAAGAUCAGCAAGUUGCCUGCCAAACAAGACAAUACUCGACGUGAAGAAAUCAAGGCUGAAUUGAUGGAAUUACGUGAAAAACAAGCCAGUUUGAAACAAGGAAGACAAACUGUAUAUCAACAAUUGGAUGCUAUCAAUGAUUCUAUCAAAAAGAAGGUUGGUCAAGUCAAAGCCUUCCAACAAAAGGUACCUUAUAAGUCAGUUGCAGAAGUGGAUGAUCGUAUCAGAGAAUUAGAACAAAAGAUUGAAUCUGGUGUUCGAUUGGUGGAAGAAAAGAAGAUGCUCAAUGAAAUCUCUUUAUUGAAACGCAGUCGACAACAAGUGGAAGGAUUGGAUGAACAACAAGCAGCCAUUGAUAAUGAACGCAACAUUCACAACGAAAUUAAGAAGAACAUUGAUGAUUCCGAAGCCAAAAAGUUGAGUGAACGUUAUGAAGAAUUGGAUGCUGAAUUCAAAAAGUUGUUUGGUUCAGCUGCUCAAGAACGUGAAGCUCGCAACAAAUUGUAUGAAGAACGCAAUCGUCUCAAAGGUCUCUUGGAUACCGAAUAUGAUCAACUGCGUACUUUGCGCGAUCAACACCGCAAGGCCAAUGACGAAUAUUAUACCUUCCUUCGACAAUACAAAGAAGCCAAACGAGAACAAGAACGCCAACGUAAGAUCCAAUUGGAACAAGAAAAACGUCAAGAACAACUCAAGGAAGAAUUGGAAUUGGCUGCCUUACCUGCUUUUGAACACGAAAUCAAUCUCUGUGAUAACCUCUCUCACUUUUUACAAGGGUUUGUCAAUCAAGAUGACAACAAAUCUUCUGGUGCUAGUACCCCUGCUGUCCCUGCUAAUGGUAGCCCUCGUCAAGUCGAUGCUCUUCCUGAAGGAAUGGUCCUUGCCAAAAAGUCGGAUGAAGAUUAUUUUGUUGGUGGAAAGAAACAACGCAAAGGUGGCAAGAAACAAGCUGCUAAGAAGGAAAAUACUACUGAUACAUUGAAAUUGCCCAUUGCUACUGUCGAAGGCUUCUUUGAAAUCAAGGUUACAGUGCCAACCAAGGUGUCUGAAAUCCCAUCCACUCUGGAGAAACUCAAAGAACGCAAGCAAUACUAUGUGGAUGAACAACCCAAACAAACUGAAGCCAACAAGAAGAAGGCUGAAGCCAAGAUUGCUGCCAUGUUAGAAAAGGAAAAGGAACAACAACAACAAGAAAAGGCUGAACAAAUCAAUGGUGAUGAUGAUGAUGAAGAAAAGAGAUCGGAAAAGGUAGUUGAAGAACAACAAGAACAAGAACAAACCAAGGAUGAAUAAUCUGGACAACAAAACUGAUAAUUGGGAUCAACUUUUUAUUUAUUUUAUUUGGAAUAACCUCUCUCAUCAAAAAAAAAAAAAAAAAACUUCCACUGG
Halteromyces radiatus is the source of this 1567-nucleotide messenger RNA. RefSeq lists its product as uncharacterized. Lineage: Eukaryota; Fungi; Mucoromycota; Mucoromycetes; Mucorales; Cunninghamellaceae. Gene Ontology annotation, biological process: intracellular mRNA localization. Gene Ontology annotation, molecular function: mRNA binding. The transcript is spliced from 5 exons. Gene Ontology annotation, cellular component: endoplasmic reticulum; nuclear outer membrane-endoplasmic reticulum membrane network; ribonucleoprotein complex. Bases 47 to 1471 code for a protein of 474 amino acids. The record is from RefSeq and is a predicted model, not a curated record.